AUGGGAGGAACUAAAGGACCGUCCCAGGAUGAUGCUGUGCGCCUGCGACUCUUUACUUACGUUUUUUACGACACGGGUCACAAUGCAAGUUCUGACACUCGAGUAGGGGCCAAUCCUGGAUUAGGCUCUAGUGGGUCAGGAAGCAAUGAGACAGAUGACCAGGGGCUGCAGACCAGGUACAUGUUCCCACUAGGUAAUAG
Pelobates cultripes (western spadefoot toad) is the source of this 200-nucleotide messenger RNA. The record is from the annotation of a GenBank genome assembly. Lineage: Eukaryota; Metazoa; Chordata; Amphibia; Anura; Pelobatidae.